UCUCGCUGAUGCGGUCGCGCUGAGGCCGAUGCGGGCGCCGCCAUGCCGCGCUGCCUCAUGGCCAAGAAGUGGAAGGCGGCUCAGGCAACCGAGCUGGCCGACGAGUCCGACGAGGAGAUCGACGUGGUCGGCGAGGGGCGCGGCCGGAGCCCCGCGCCCGCCGCCACCGCGCCGGGGCCCUCACCUCGCGAUCCCGAGCCAACUCUCCUCUACAAUGGCUAUACCGAGGAGCAGCCUUCCACGCAAUUCACCGCACAACUGCCGAACGAGGUGAGCCCGGCUCCAUCCGGCCCCUCUCAGCCGGCGCCUCAGCCUCUGUCCUACGCACUUCUGCACCUCUCCGCCUCCGACUCGACAGAACAGCCUUUUCUCCAAGUACAGCUCCAAUCUUCGCCUGUCUCCCCUCCUCCGCCACCGGCGAGCGGCAAAUCUAACUCCAUGUGCUACUCCAGCUCGGGCACCCUUCUGUCUCUACCGCCAAAGAAGAAAGACAUCUAUCGCCCCUACUGUCUCGGCGACCGCGCGUACCUCCAUCGGGCCGAAGAGGAUCUCAAUGCGGCUCACGCAAUUCUCGACUUAAGUCAACAUGCAGUUUUCCUGACAACACCGCCGCGCACCGACCCUGCACCCCCGGAACCACCACCACCUCCACCCGAACCUCCCCAGGAGCAGACAACAGAGCGUCCAAGAGAAACAGUCGCCUACACUUAUGACGCCUUUUUUGUUAGCGAUGGUCGUUCGAAGCGCAAAAAUUAUGCAAACGCCCCCGUUGAGAGCGCCCAACAGCCUGAACCAAAAUCGAAGUAUACGUGUAGCGAGUGCGGUAAACGAUAUGCAACCUCUUCAAACCUUUCACGGCACAAACAAACUCAUCGUAGCCUCGAUUCCGUCGCCGCAAAGCGUUGUGGAGAAUGCGGUAAGGCUUACGUAUCGAUGCCGGCGCUUGCCAUGCACGUGCUCACGCACCAGCUCUCACACGUGUGUGGCGUUUGCGGUAAGUUGUUCUCUCGGCCUUGGUUGCUACAAGGUCACCUCCGCUCUCACACUGGCGAAAAACCAUAUGGAUGCGCACACUGUGGAAAAGCAUUCGCUGAUCGGUCUAACUUGCGCGCGCACAUGCAGACGCACUCCGCUGAUAAAAACUUCGAAUGCCUACGUUGUCAUAAGACUUUCGCCCUAAAGAGCUACCUCAAUAAACACCAAGAAUCGGCGUGUGUGCGCGACGACGAUUCACCACCACCACCAGAAACCCCUGCCUCCGCAUCCGGUUAAACGCGCAACAGAACCGAAAGCAACCAGGGACCGUAAUCACUGUUGUAGACGCGCACGACUUGUAGCGGAAAGAAACAUCUGCUGACCAUGUCGUGCCGCAAUCGAGCAACGUUUCGCAAACAACGAAUCACGUACGACCCCGUAGCGCCGCAGACGCGGCAAUAGGCCGUAGCGAUAAACGUCCUAAUAACGUUAAACAUUGAAUUAUGUAUAUACAUGUCGAUAAAAUAUACCCUUAUAUACAUAGAAGUAAUGAAAUACGAAUGAAACUAAUAUCUUUUGUAGGUGAUUUUUACAAACCGCGAAGUAGGUUAGAGUAUUAGGGUGUAAGUUAAAAUGGAGUCGCGAGAGCCAAGCGCCGAGUUCGUCAGUGGACGAAGGCGGAGCGCCCGUGCGCGCCGCGUCGUCCGUCUCGGUGAGGAACUUGCCAAAACUUUCCGUCCGAAGCUCCGCACAAUCCGUCGCGCAGCUAGGGCCGCCCGCCGCCGCCCGCGACAGUGCCUUAGCGGCGACCACGCGCCCAACGCGCCGCACCGUCCCACACCCGCACCCACUUUACCUCCUUAUCCUUUAGCACGCAAUCCCCCUUACGUGCAAUAUAUAUAUAUAUAUAUAUAUGCCUAUAGCCUUACUUUAUCGUAUUUAUUUUUCAUACACUUAUGUUAAAAAAUAUAUAAUAAUUACGGACAAAUUCACA
This is a messenger RNA of Vanessa atalanta (red admiral), 1969 nucleotides long. RefSeq names its product transcriptional repressor scratch 2-like. The coding region runs from base 43 to 1272 and encodes 409 amino acids. Lineage: Eukaryota; Metazoa; Arthropoda; Insecta; Lepidoptera; Nymphalidae. Gene Ontology annotation, biological process: regulation of DNA-templated transcription. The record is from RefSeq and is a predicted model, not a curated record. Gene Ontology annotation, molecular function: DNA-binding transcription factor activity, RNA polymerase II-specific; RNA polymerase II cis-regulatory region sequence-specific DNA binding. The transcript has 3 exons.